This is a messenger RNA of Alosa alosa (allis shad), 1083 nucleotides long. Its product is annotated as lipopolysaccharide-induced tumor necrosis factor-alpha factor homolog. The coding region runs from base 1 to 669 and encodes 222 amino acids. Gene Ontology annotation, molecular function: zinc ion binding. The transcript has 6 exons. NCBI's taxonomy places the organism in Eukaryota, Metazoa, Chordata, Actinopteri, Clupeiformes, Clupeidae. The record is from RefSeq and is a predicted model, not a curated record.
AUGUCCGGAGAGGAGCUGGAGAGGGACCAGUCUUCUAAGGCCCUGUGGCUGAUGGCCUUUAGGAAGCAGCAGCUGCAGCACCGCCGUGGCCUGCUGGUCAAAGCCCGGGAGUUCAGCUCUGCACCCCCGGAGGAGAGCAUCAACACCGGGGAACUGGACACCAUCGAAGCAGAACUUAAAGAAAUAACAAGACGACAGACAGAAGUGCUCAAAAGUGGAAAACUUCAAAAGGACCCUCAUGAUGUACGACUGUUUGGAGAGACGAUUUUCCCAGAGCCAGACUAUCAUGUACCUCAGGAAAUGAUUCCAGAGCCGGACUAUGCUGUACUAGAGGAACCAUCACUAAAGGAACCAUCACCAGAGGCAAACGACAAUAUGACGGAACCUGAGGAAACUGAGCCACCAGAAAGCAUCGUCCAGCCCGUGGUGUCUCAGGACAAACUUCUCUGGGAUCCUGACUGGGUCACAUGCUCCACUUGCUCAAGAGUCGUUCGCACAGUCGUCAAGCACGAAGUGACUAGCACCUCCUGGAUUCUGUGUUUCACACUUUCUUCCAUUGGGUGUGUGCUUGGGUGCUGCUUCAUCCCAUUCUGUGCAAAACGAUGGAAGGACAUCAGCCAUUACUGUCCCAAAUGUAACGCAAAGAUUCAUGACGUACUCAGAUUUUGAGAUGGGCUCUGGGACAAAGCUCGGCAGAGAGGUGGCGAUCAAGGCGAUUUGAUGGCUGUUGGCGAUGGGAGGCGAUCCAGUGGUCUCUGGAAGUUUUCCUGAAACAAACUGAUCGGGUGACCUAAGGACAGUGAAUGCAAAUGGCCAGUGCCUGUGAUAACUCCACCUUUGAGGACCUAGAUAAUAGGCUUCUUUGGAACACAGCAAUAACCAGAAUGCUCACGUGUACAUAGUGAUUUAUGAAGGAUGAUGUGUUUUUAUGACUGGCAAUUUCCUGUUGAGUCUAUGACCUUAGUUUCUAUCCGAUGAGAGUAUGCCAUUCAGUUGAACACUCUGGAAUAACCUGUCCUUGACAUGUGCACAACAUUGAAACAAAUACAAAUGCUUAAAAAUAAAAUUGCUUGCAUCAAUGAG